Molecule: messenger RNA, 1140 nt
Organism: Carcharodon carcharias (great white shark)
Lineage: Eukaryota; Metazoa; Chordata; Chondrichthyes; Lamniformes; Lamnidae
Gene: srprb
Product: SRP receptor subunit beta
Exons: 7
Coding region: 29-808 (259 amino acids)
Biological process (GO): protein localization to organelle; Golgi to plasma membrane protein transport; intracellular protein transport
Cellular component (GO): Golgi apparatus
Molecular function (GO): GTP binding
Source: RefSeq, a predicted model, not a curated record
CUUCCCGUGGUGCCUCGGUGGCUCAAAGAUGGCGGCCGCCACACUGCAGCUUUAUAUGGAGUCGAUCCGCCGGGAGUUGGAACUUCAGGACCCGAGUGCGCUCGGACUCGUCGUGGCGCUGGUGACGGUGCUGGUUACCAUCGUUCUUUUUGUCUUGUUGCGGAGCAGAAAAAGCAGUCGCCGAGCAGUGCUUCUGGCUGGUUUGUGUGAUUCUGGGAAGACUCUCCUGUGCUGUAGAUUAUUGUCUGGAAAGUUUAAGGUGACACAUACAUCCAUAACCAGUAACUCUGCAUUGUACAGGGUUAGAAGUGACAAGGGCCCAGCCGUUGCUUUAUUUGACCUCCCUGGUCAUGAGAGUCUGCGUCUUCAGUAUCUGGAGAAACACAAGGGUGAUGCCAGAGCCAUUGUUUUUGUAGUGGACAGUGUGUCAUUUCAAAAAGAAGUGAAGGAUGUAGCUGAGUUCCUCUACAUGUUGCUGACUGAUGCUGUGAUUGUGAAGAAUGCACCUCCAUUCCUAAUAGCCUGCAACAAGCAAGAUGUGACCAUGGCCAAAUCUGCAAAAUUAAUCCAGCAGCAAUUGGAAAAGGAACUCAACACUCUGAGGAUGAUUCGCUCUGGUGCGCCAAAGUCUCUGGAUGGAUCUGGCACUGGGGGUUUGGUGCCUUUAGGAAAGAAGGGAAAGGAGUUUGAUUUCUCCCAGGCACCGAUGAAGAUUGAGUUUGUUGAGUGCAGUGCCCGAGGGAGCAAAGGGGACAAAGGCGAAGCAGACCUUGGAAUUGUGGAAGCGUGGCUUGUUAAAGUAGCGUGAGCAAUGAGAUGGUGUAAAAAUGGAAGUCAUGUCAUGCUGCCAACAUGAGAGAAUUAAUUCAUGUACAGACUUGCAACAAAAGUGAAACUGUGACCAAGGAUCCAAAAGUUAUGUUUUUAAUGCUGAAGGUUUGAACAGAUGCAGAACCCCGGCAGCACAAUAUUUGCCAUGGCUGUCUUGAGCUGAGCUAGCUUGAUACCUCCUAGAUUUACGUGUUCAGGUUCCACAGCUAGGAUAUUGAUGUGAGCAGUGCUUUUCGUGUUGCUUAUGUUGCUGAAUUGGCAGCACCACUACCUUGUCUGUUCAUAAGCAAAUAAAGUAAUGGAUCUAAA